GGAAUUGUGGAUAUCGCCGAGUCACGCCUGGCCCCUAAGGGGGUAACUUACCUUGCAUCAGAAUCUGGUUCUCCUCGUACUGGCCCCCGUUGUGCACCACCUCGGAUACAGACCGCAGGAGCUCGUCGGUCGACGACCCGUUGGCCUACUGCCAACGUUCCCUGGCCAUGGAACAAAUGACCUGUAGCCUGGCCAUCCUGACCGGGCGUUGAGCUGCCAUUGGCAGCAGCAGCAGCGGCCACAGCAGCAGCAGCAGCGAUGGCUCUCUGGUCGUACUGUACGCUGUUGGCCGGCUGGCUGGACUGGCUUAGCAGAUGCGCGCUGUGAUGCGAUCGACGGACGCGCGAUGCGAUGCAGUGGAGUCGGCAGGAGCGCUCUGGUCGUGGCGGUUCUGGUAGUGGCGGUUCAAGAUGGUGGUUGCGGUCAGCGGGCCGUACUUUUGCGAGCAGAAGCGGCACUGGCGGAAUCCGUCAUCCAUAAUAUCGUACCAGUGCCAGACCUUGCUCUUGAGCCGGCUGUUGCGCGACGCCGACGCGGCCUGGUGCAUGGCCAUCAGCGGGCGCUUGGACGGCGUCACGCUCUGGGCGUCCAUCAGCCGCCCGGUCUUGUACUCGAUCGGCGUUCCCGCAGGCGCUGGCGAGUGCGAGUGCGACGCGCUGUGCAGCUGCUGCGCGGCCAACUCAGCGCCGAUCGAGUACCGGUCGUCCUGCGGCUCCUUCUGCCCAUCGUCCUGCGGCACCGGCGUUGCAUUGCUGCAUCCAGGCCGGCCGUCGACGUGAUCACCUGCGACAGCGCUGCCAGCGAUGAGCUCGGAUCGGCCAUCGAAUAUUCGCCAGCGCCCUCAUCGUACACGGGCUGCUCAGUCUCGUACAUUUGCUGCCCGUCAUGCAUGAUUUCGCCCUCUGCCUGCUUGUCGAUGAUCUCGCCCUCAUACGCGUACUCGCCCUGGUGCCCCUCGUCGAGCAUCUGCCCGCCAUUCUCCUGCGUCGCCAGAAUCGACCCAGCUUCGGCAUAUUCGCCCUGGGCUGCCUCACCGUGCUCGCCAGCCGUCAUCUCCACCUCGCCUAUGUCGUACUGCUCGUACUCAUGCUCGUACUGCGCCUCUUCCAGCUCUCCGCCGUUGCCGUGCUCAACCAUCUCGUAUGUCUCGCCCGUGUCGGCAUCCUUGACGGCGUCGGCCAUCUGCGUCGCCAUCUCUGUCAGUUUCAGCUCCGCCUCGGACGUGUCGUUGCCCGAGUACACCGGUUCGUGUGCGCUAAUCUCCGACAGCUCGCCUGUGCCUUCAACCGCUGCCUCCUCUUCGCCUGCUGCCACGUCGGCUGGCGCAGGCCUCUUUGCUGUGAACUAGCCCAGGAGCCGCUUCUUCGUGUGCCAGCAGCUGGCUGUCCUCUUCGGGUCCCGGCAUGACUGCAAAAUGUUUAUCGCGCUUUUGUACCUGAAAGAGUUGUCGAAUUUGCUGAGGUGAGCCGCCAGGCAAAUGGGAGGGGGGACGCCUUGAUUAGGGUGAGUGAAUGCGGUUAAAUACAGAGGAAAAACGAGAGCUUGCAGAAAGGAAGACUGGGGCACUCUGCUGUCGGCUCUUUAUGUUUUAGUGGAGGUUCGAGGUUCGGCUUGCCCGACAAAAAAACUAAAAAUGCUUAAAUUUUUCGUGUUGCUGGAGAAGAAGAGCUGAACCGGUCGCGUCUGCCAGCUCGCCUCCAGGUAAAAGGAAAAUGCGCGCGCGUUGGGAAAACGCCGUCUGCGCUGUAAAUUUUUCAGCCUCCCCAGCGAAUUAGUCGCUCAUUUGC
Messenger RNA from Linderina pennispora, 1787 nucleotides. RefSeq lists its product as uncharacterized. Lineage: Eukaryota; Fungi; Kickxellomycota; Kickxellomycetes; Kickxellales; Kickxellaceae. The transcript has a single exon. Bases 347 to 1348 code for a protein of 333 amino acids. The record is from RefSeq and is a predicted model, not a curated record.